Sipha flava (yellow sugarcane aphid) is the source of this 2394-nucleotide messenger RNA. RefSeq names its product phenoloxidase 1-like. Gene Ontology annotation, molecular function: oxidoreductase activity. The record is from RefSeq and is a predicted model, not a curated record. The coding region runs from base 122 to 2236 and encodes 704 amino acids. Lineage: Eukaryota; Metazoa; Arthropoda; Insecta; Hemiptera; Aphididae. The transcript is spliced from 14 exons.
CAAUUUUAUAUAAAAGAGUCAAUCAACUAAGAGUUUGCAUCAGUUGAGAUAUAUCUCUCUAUACAAUUGCUUUUAAUAAAAAAUUCUUCUUCGACAUACACAGAUACUGACAUCAAACAUCAUGACGGAUAGAAGCAGCAUUUUAUAUUUAUUCGAUCGCCCUAAAGAACCAUUAUUCGUUGCAAAAGGAGAAAAUAAUGUUUCUUUCGAUGUACCAUCUGAAUACUUGAUUGAUCGAUAUAAACCACUGGUAUCUGACAUUCAUAAUCGCUUUCCUGGGGAUAAGAAUAUUUCUGUCAAGAAGUUAAACAAUAUUCCAGACCUAUCAUUACCUUUAUCACUUUCCAGAAAUGCAUCAUUUUCGCUUUUUAACCCACUUCAUAGUAAAAUGGCUUCAAUGCUUAUAGAAGCCUUUAUGGCCACGAAAUCAUUUGACGAUCUCUUGUCGUUAGCAGUGUACUGCCGCGAUCGAGUAAACUCGUACAUGUUUGUUUAUGCCCUAUCUGUAGUUAUGUUACAUAGGCCUGAAACUCGCAAUUUACGAUUGCCCUCACACGUUGAGAUGUUUCCGAGUUUAUACAUGGGGCCGAGUGUUUUUUCCCGAGCCAGAGAGGAAGCGGAAGUGGUUCCAGUUGGUUCCAGAGUUCCCAUUGAAAUACCCCAAGAUUUUACUGCUAGUGACCUGGAUCCGGAGCAUAAACUUAGCUAUUUCCGUGAAGAUAUUGGACUGAAUCUUCACCAUUGGCACUGGCAUUUAGUCUAUCCGUUUGAGGGACCAUUAAAUGUUGUCAAUAAAGAUAGACGUGGUGAACUAUUUUUUUACAUGCAUCAACAGAUUAUAGCCAGAUACAAUAUGGAACGAUUAAGCAAUGGAAUGAAUAGGGUAGAACGUUUGACUAAAUGGAAUGACCCAAUAGUGGAAGCUUAUUUCCCAAAAUUAGAUAAUAUUUUGAGUAACGGAGUAUGGCCGUCGAGAUUCGCCAACUCACGACUUAGUAACAUCAACCGAGAAGCAGAUCAAAUAUCAUUUGAUAUCGAAGAUCUAGAGCGAUGGAGAGACCGAUUAUUCAAAGCUAUACAUUCUGGAUUUAUUGUUAACACCAAUGGACAACAAGUGCCGUUAACCGAGCAAGGAGGAAUUGACAUUUUGGGUAAUCUUAUUGAAUCCUCUAUACUGAGCCAAAAUCCAAAUUUGUAUGGUUCUCUACAUAAUCAAGGUCACAAUGCAAUUUCAUACAUUCAUGAUCCUGACGGUAGAUAUUUGGAAAAAUUUGGUGUUAUGGGUGACUCAGCGACUGCAAUGCGUGAUCCUAUAUUUUACCGUUGGCAUGCAUAUAUUGACGACAUAUUCCAAGAAUUUAAAUCUACAAUACCUAGUUACCCUGUUCAAAAUUUGACAUUCGAAAAUGUGAGAGUGCAAAGUGUUGAAGUAACGGCUACUGGAAUACCACGUAAUGAGUUUUCCACGUUUUGGCAAAAAAGUAACGUUGAACUAUCUAGAGGCUUAGAUUUUAUGCCACGUGGAUCAGUAUUGGCCAGAUUUACUCAUUUACAACACGCUCCAUUCAAUUAUAAGAUUGUCAUUGAAAAUAAUGGAAACCAACGAACUGGAAGGGUUCGCAUUUUUAUCGCUCCUAAAUUUGAUGAACGUGGUUCACCAAUUAUAUUCAGAGACCAAAGGAAGUUAUUUGUGGAACUUGACAAAUUUAGUGUAUCAUUGAAGAGAGGAAGAAAUGAAAUAACUCGUUCAUCUUUGGAGUCUUCGGUAACCAUACCGCAUGAAGCAGUUUAUCGAAAUUUAGAUAAUAAUCGACCUGCUGAUAAUACAGCUGAAGCAGAAGCAUUUAAUUUCUGUGGUUGUGGAUGGCCUCAAAACUUGUUAAUACCCAAAGGAUCUGCAGAGGGACUGCAAUGUCAAUUGUUUGUCAUGGUGUCUGACGGCGCGACCGAUCAGGUGGAGAACGCACAAGGGGCCAAUCAAACAUGUGACGAUGCUUCCAGUUAUUGCGGUUUGCGCAACGCUCGUUAUCCGGACUCUAGGUCUAUGGGCUAUCCGUUCGACCGGGUACCUCGUAACGGCGUGGUAACCCUCCAACAAUUCUUGACGCCGAACAUGAUCGUACAGGACGUGCGUAUACGUUUUACUAACCGUACCGUAUCAUCGUUUACAAAUAAUAGCAGACCAUCAGCAGGAACGAGCAAUCCUCCAAGAGGUGGUAACAGACCAAGACAAUAAUAUGACGGUCAUAUGAAACGUAUACGUAAAUAUAGACUAUGAUUCUAUCUUGCUCGAUUGACCACAACAUCAACACGUUCAUCAUAUUUUCUUAUUAUUCUACAUAAUUGUGAUAAUUAUUCAAAUAAAAUAUUUUAGUUUCCAUUAUAAUUUAUAUU